AUGGAGAGUAAGCCGGAGUCAUUGUGCCGGGUCUGCGGCGAUAAGGCAUCCGGGAAGCACUAUGGUGUGCCAUCUUGCGAUGGCUGUAGGGGCUUCUUCAAACGGAGUAUACGAAGGAAUUUGGACUACGUUUGCAAGGAAAAUGGCCGAUGUGUGGUAGACGUGAAUAGGAGAAACCAAUGCCAAGCAUGCCGCUUCUCCAAAUGUCUUCGGGUCAAUAUGAAGAAGGAUGCCGUCCAGCACGAGCGAGCACCGCGCGCUGCUGAUCAACAAGAGCUGCAAAGGAUUAGCAACAACUUCCCCCGCCAGUCCCUCUUCCCACCCCUAACUACCCCCUUCCUCCCCUACCUACCCGAUCGAGUCCAUAUGCCAUUCCUGGACAAUACAUUUCGAGACUUUGCGAGACUUCCCGAUGGCACUUUCGAUGUAUCCCAUCCACUUAUCACACCUCUAUCCGGUAGUCCUUUUAAGAUGCCGAUAUUUUCGCCACUCCACUAUCCUUCCCACGUCCCGGGAUAUUUGCCGACAAAUAUUUUCUAUCCGCCAGUCAUUGCAACGGAUGGCCUAAGCUUGGAUUGUCACAAAACAGCCCUUGACACCCAAAAGUACGUUCCGUAUAGUAACAGUAACUCAGUUAAUUCUGACUCGAAUCCAGAAAUUAUAAAGGACGACGAAGUGUCCAGUUCAGAAGAAGCUAGAAGGAACGACGAAAAUUCAAUAUAUGACAAACAAAACCAGCGGGAUAUUUGCGAUCAAGCGGAAACGAAGGAAAUAGACGUUACCGAUGAGAAAACUGGUACAGACACCGUAGAAAGACAAGCAGAGAGUACAGACAAAACUAACGAUUACGCUCGAUUCGUAUACAAAAAUAUCGAUAUGAAUCCUGAACAAAUGUACGCACCGACCGCUGAACUACUGGUGAAGACCAUCAAAUGGCUCCACACUUUAUCGCCAUUCAGACAGAUGUCGCUACGGGAGCAGACAUGUCUGUUAAUAUGCAAUUGGAAGGAACUAUUCAUAUUAACAGCGGCGCAGUACGCAUUCGCAUUUGAAGAGGAUCAAUUAUCGCCAACGAUUGUCUCUAAACAACCACUUAUAAAGGAAGAUAUAAAGAAGCUUACAUACCUGUUGAAGAAAAUAAUUCGUUGUCGGCUCGACAAAUUGGAAUACGACUGUUUGAAGUCCGCACUACUUUUUCGGACAGACUGUACUACGACCUUGAACACCGAAGUGCUGCAAGAACAGGCGUUAUUGCAUCUUCAAAGACACUGCGGAAACAAGGACAGUUCCCGUCUUGGCAGGCUGAUGCUCCUAUUGCCCAGCAUCUGUCUUCUAGCAAACCAAAGCUUCUUAGAAUAUUUACUUUUCUCAACUACCUCUGUUACUGACAUAAGAACAAUACUAUUGCGUAUAUUAACAUACACUGCCAUGUAA
Messenger RNA from Leptosia nina, 1434 nucleotides. Lineage: Eukaryota; Metazoa; Arthropoda; Insecta; Lepidoptera; Pieridae. The record is from the annotation of a GenBank genome assembly.